CUUUAGACAAAUCCCCGGAUAUUAUCACCCACAAAUUUGAAGAGAAUGGAUAGGUUUUUCAAAUCAUUUCGACCGCCAUCUGACGACGACAUGGAUGAUCCAUUUCGCGAAUUUCGUGUUUUCUUCGGCGGUCUAGACGACGACGACGACAAUCCAACGUCAUCAGGACCUACGUUUGGAGGAGCAUUUGGUUUCAGUAGAGAUAUGUUUCGCGAGAUGGAUGAGCUGAUGCAAGAAAUCAUGACGAGUGGUCGAGGUGGCCGCUACCGACCUGGCAUGCGUGAAGACGACCCGGACCGUAAUUUUGGUAGCGACAUGCGUAACCGAAUGCUCAAGGAUCCUAAUGACCCGUUUUGGAGGCGAGAAUAUCGACCCACAGAGAAAUCGGCAGAGAAACCGCCUGAUUCACCUCUAGGCAAACGAUGGGGUGAAUGGCCGUCUUUUCUGAAGAAGAAACGUUUUUUCCCUGACAUCACAACUCAACCCAAAGGAGACACAGACUUAGACGCAUCUAUUGCUGCUGAUCCAUCACAGCUCGACUACUUACUAAGACAGGAGCAAGAGAAAGAUUCACCUGUGAUGAACCAAGCAGAUGGGUCUCUAUCACACGAUAUGACCUACUCACACAGUAGUACAACAUUUAGCAUGUCCACUGAUGGAUCAUAUGAGAGGAGACAGACUACAAGAAGACGUGAUGUUCAUGGCAAUGAAGAAGAAACAGUCAUACAAUCUGAUGAGAAUGAGACUCGUACAGUCACCACAUAUCGUCAUUCCAACGGGGAAGAAGAGACAACAGAGAUGAUUAACCGCAACAGACCUGAAGAUUUUCUCUCUCCAAUAGAAAGACGAUACACUCACGAAGAGAAUCCAGCGCACACACUGACAGACGACCUCAGUAACAAGCCAUCAACAAUACUCAGACGUUUCUGGAACAGUAUUUGGUCAUCAUAAUAUGUUUUCAUUAAAUCACGUGAUUAAAAUUUCUGUAAUGCGUAUAACAGAAUAACAAGAAAUGCA
Messenger RNA from Corticium candelabrum, 1017 nucleotides. RefSeq lists its product as uncharacterized. Gene Ontology annotation, biological process: regulation of actin filament polymerization; negative regulation of apoptotic process. The transcript has 8 exons. The record is from RefSeq and is a predicted model, not a curated record. Lineage: Eukaryota; Metazoa; Porifera; Homoscleromorpha; Homosclerophorida; Plakinidae. Gene Ontology annotation, cellular component: clathrin-coated vesicle; apical plasma membrane; actin cytoskeleton. The coding region runs from base 46 to 951 and encodes 301 amino acids.